Molecule: messenger RNA, 9906 nt
Organism: Xiphias gladius (swordfish)
Lineage: Eukaryota; Metazoa; Chordata; Actinopteri; Istiophoriformes; Xiphiidae
Product: kalirin-like
Exons: 57
Coding region: 1-7107 (2368 amino acids)
Cellular component (GO): cytoplasm
Molecular function (GO): protein binding; guanyl-nucleotide exchange factor activity
Source: RefSeq, a predicted model, not a curated record
AUGAAUCCGGUGGAUGGAGGAGGAGAAGCGGGCCCGGACGGCCUGGCGACGGCAGGUUCAGGUAAGGCGGAGUGUGUUCGGGCGGUCGACGUCCUGACGGUGCUCAGAGAGAAAGUGGCCUUCGUGUCAGGCGGACGCGACAAACGAGGCGGACCGAUCCUGACCUUCCCUGCCAGGACCAAUCAUGAUCGAAUAAAACAGGAGGACCUCAGCCGACUGGUCACCUACCUGUCGACCAUACCCAGUGAGGACGUGCGCGCUCGCGGCUUCACCGUGGUGGUGGACAUGCGCGGCAGUAAGUGGGACAGCGUGAAGCCGGUGCUGCGGACGCUACAGGAGUCGUUUUCCUCCAACAUCCACACGGCGCUGCUCAUCAAACCCGACACCUUCUGGCAGAAACACAAGACCAACCUGGGCAGCGCCAAGCUCAGCUUCGAGACCAGCCUGGUGUCGGUGGAGGGUCUGUCCCGGCUCGUCGACCCCUCCCAGCUGACCUCUGACCUGGGCGGCUCGCUGGAGUACGACCAUGUGGAGUGGACCGAGCUGCGUCUGGGUCUGGAGGAGUUCUCGGGGGCCGCCACGCAGCUGCUGGCCCAGCUGGAGCAGCUGGAGGCCGGGCUGAACCGCAUACCGGAGCCCCAGGACGUCGACGAGGCCCGCAAGCUCCUGGAGGAACAUGGUCGUCUCCGUAACAGCAUCGCCACGGCGCCGGUGGACGCCCUUGACCGAGAGGGACGGAGUUUGCUCCAGCGUAUGCGCCUAGGCCCUUCACACGGCGACGCCUCCAAUGAAGGCGGCGGCGGUAGCCACAGCAGCUGGCUGUCGGGUGGGGCGGACUUCCAGAGCGUGGCGCCCAAGGUCUCGUCUCUGCUGGACCGACUGCAGGCGGCUCGCAGCCACCUGCUGCAGACCUGGAGCGACAGGAAGCUGCACCUGGACCAGGCGCUGCAGCUGCAUCUGUUUGAACAGGACGCCGCCAAGAUGUCGGAGUGGAUCGCCCACAGCAAAGAUCUGUUCAUGCAGAGUCUGGCGGAGGUCGGCCAGAACCACCAGCACGCCCUUGACCUCCAGACACAACACCAGCACUUCACCGCCAACUGCAUGAACGGCAGCGUGAACGUGGACAGCGUGGUGACUGUGGCGGCGAGGCUUGCAGAGGCCGGUCACUACGGGGCGGAGCGGAUCGCCAUGGUGUCGUCGCGUUUACAGGAAGACUGGAAGUCCCUGACGACGGCGCUGGAGGAGCGUAGCAACACGCUCGCCAUGGCAACCGGCUUCCACCAGGGAGCAGAGCAGUACCUGCUCAAGGUGGAGGGUUGGGUUCAGGUGUGCUCUGAAGGCUCGUUGCCGUCGGCAACAGCAGAGCUGGAAGCUGCGAUAAAGAAACACCAGGAGCUGAACGAGGAGAUCUCUGCUAACUACACACAGGUCAGCGAGAGUGGUAAAGCCUUAUUGGACGUCCUCCAGCGCUGCCCGGCGACCGACUCUGACGAUUCAGCGACCAAACCAGACUUCACCGCCGCCACGCAUGGCAUCAUGGGAGUUCUGCACCAGGUCAUGCAAGGUCACCAUGAGGUCGAGGGGGCGUGGCAGCACCGUAAACUCCGCCUCCACCAACGUCUGCAGCUGUGUGUGUUUCAACAGGAUGUUAGACAGGUGCUGGACUGGGUGGAGCAGCAUGGCGAGGUUUUCCUGAACAAACACGGCGGCGUGGGGAAGUCGCUGCACCGGGCGCGAGCUCUGCAGAAACGCCACGACGACUUCCAGCAGGUCGCACAGAACACUUACACUAAUGCAGAGAAGCUUCUGGAAGCAGCAGAUCAGCUGGCUCAGUCCGGAGAGUGUGAGGAGGAGGAGAUCUACCAGGCGGCCAGAGACCUGGAGCUACGCAUGCAGGCGUUUAUCCAGCGGGUUGAACAGAGGAAGCUGCUGCUGGAUCUUGCUGUGUCUUUCUACACACACACCAAGGAGCUCUCGGUGUGGAUGGAGGGCCUCCAGAAGCAGCUCUCUUCAGAUCUCUGUGUUUGUCCGGACACUGUGGAGGCUCUGCAGACUCUCAUCAGCCAGCAGCAACAGCAGCAGGCCAACACACAGGAAGCUGCGAUGAGUGUCAUCCGGGAAGGAGAAGACCUCAUCCUGCAACUCAGGCCCCAGGGCAGUUCUGUGGCCCAUGUUGAGUCGGUACUGCAGCAGCUGGAGGAGUCUCAUGUUCAGCUGGAGGAACUUUUCCACCAGAGGAAGAUCCGACUGGAUGUUUACCUGCAGCUCCGCAUACUGCAGCAGUGCACACUGGAGGUAACCGGGGAAAUCGACGCCUGGAAGCAGGACCUCCAGAAACAAUCCCAGGAUUUUUCAACCGAGAAGCUAGCAUCACCGCGGCUAGCUGAUGUAAACCAGGACAAGCUAGCCCAGGACAAGCUAGCAUUGGGUCAGUCACGGCUAGUGGAAGCUAGCCCUGAGGCACUAACGCUGGCACAGCAGCGCAUCCACAGGCACAUGGAGCGAAGGCUGGCUAUGAACAACAUGAUCUAUGAGGUCAUCCAGCAAGGUCACGACCUUCAGCAGUACAUCACCGAGGUCCAAGCAUCAGGUAUCGAGCUGUCGGAGGCAGAGGGGGGUCUCUCCUCUCAGGUGGAGGAGCUGCAGCACCUCCUGCAGGACAAACAGAAGGAGAUGCAGCAGAUCGCGGAUCACACACACACACACCUGGAGCAGAACCUGCAGCUGAGGCACCUGCAGAGCCAGGUCAAACAGGUGCUGGGUUGGAUCUCAGAGGGCGAGGUCAUGUUGUCAUCUUGCAUGUUGAACUCCAGCUGUUUGUCUGAAGCUGAGCAGCUGCAGAGGGAGCACGAGCGCCUCCAGCAGGCCAUAGAGGCUCUUCUCCAUGCUGACUCCCUGCAGAGGACUCAUCAGGUGGCUCUGGCUCUGCAGCAGAGAGCAGAGCUGCUGGUCAGGUCAGGCCACUAUGAUCCAGAUGCAGUAAGAUCUUGUGCCCAGACGGUGGCGCUGCACUGGCAGACACUGAUGCUGAGGAUCGAGGACCGACUCAAACUGGUCAACGCCUCUGCUGCCUUCUACAGGACGUCCCAGCAGGUGUGUGGGGUCCUGGAGAGUCUUGAGCAGGAGUACCGCAGGGAGGAGGACUGGUGUGGAGGAGGAGAGAGACAGCCAGAGCAGCUCCUGCCGCUCAUCAACAAACACAUGGAACAGAAGGAGGCCUUUCUGAAGGCCUGCACUCUUGCCAGACGAAACGCUGAAGUUUUCCUCAAGUACAUCCAUCGCAACAGCGUCACCAUGGCGAACAUCUCCGGCCACAGCGUCACCGUCUCCGGGGUAACAGGGGUUACCGAGGUCACCGGGCACUCAAGGGUACCAGAGCAACAGGUCAAAGGCAUCCUCAGUGAGUUGUUGCAGAGGGAAAACAGAGUCCUUCAUUUCUGGACUUUGAAGAAACGUCGACUGGAUCAGUGCCAACAGUACCUGAUGUUCCAGAGCCACGCUCAGCAGGCUCUGGAUUGGCUGCAGCAGUCAGGUGACCACUACCUGGCCGCACACACAUCGCCGGGGGCAAAUAUGGCCGAGACCCAAGAACUGUUGAACCAGCACAGGGAGUUCUGUGUUUCUGCCAAGCAUACACAAGAGAAGGUCCACCUGCUGAUCCAGCUGGCUGAGAGCAUGCUGGCUAAAGGCCACGCCCACCGCACGGAGCUGCGGCGUUGUGUCUCCACCGUGGACAAACGUUACCGCGACUUCACCGUCAGGAUGGGACAGUACCGCCACCUGCUGGAGACGGCGCUGGGGGGGUGCUCACAGGACAAUAAGGACUUGGAGCUGGAGCUGAUCCCCAACAGUCUGUCUGACUCCGACCCCGAGGUCAACCUCUCGGACCCCAGCCACCAGGUUAGCGACGAGAAGCGACGCUCCGCCCGCAAGAAAGAGUACAUCAUGGCUGAGCUCCUUCAAACAGAAAGAGUCUAUGUCAGAGAUCUGCAGGAGUGUAUUGAGACGUACCUGUGGGAGAUGACGAGCGGCUCAGAGGACGUCCCUCCCGGUCUCGCCAACAAGGACGACAUUGUGUUCGGAAACAUCCAGGACAUCUACGAGUUCCACAACAGUAUUUUCCUGAAGGAGCUGGAAAACUACGAACAGCUUCCUGAAGACGUUGGACACUGCUUUGUUACCUGGGCUGAUAAGUUCCACAUGUAUGUGACGUACUGCAGAAACAAACCAGACUCCAGUUUACUCAUCCAACAACACGGCGUGGGAUUCUUUGAGGAGGUCCAGAGGCGACAUGGUCUAGCUAACUCCGUCUCCUCAGCUCUCAUCAAACCAGUUCAGAGGAUCACCAAAUACCAGCUGCUGCUCAAGGAGUUGUUGGCGUGCUGCGAGGAGGGGAAAGGCGAGAUAAAAGAAGGCCUGGAUGUGAUGCUGAGCGUCCCAAAGAGAGCGAACGACGCUAUGCAUGUUAGCAUGUUGGAAGGUCUGGAGGAGGGUCUGGAGGUUCAGGGCGAGCUCCUCCUCCAGGACUCCUUCCUGGUUUGGGAGCCGAAGUCUCUGAUCAGGAAGGGACGGGACCGACACCUCUUCCUGUUUGAGCUGUCACUCAUCUUCAGCAAGGAGAUCAAGGACUCGUCGGGACGAACCAAAUACCUCUACAAGAGCAGACUGAGGACCUCAGAGCUUGGCGUAACAGAGCACAUAGAGGGGGACCCCUGUAAGUUUGCCUUGUGGGUCGGACGAACGCCGACGUCCGACAACAAGACGGUGCUGAAGGCAUCGUCGUUGGAGCUGAAGCAGGAGUGGGUCCGCAGUAUUCGGCAGGUGAUCCAGGAGAGGCGGGGUCACCUGCGGGGAGCGCUGAGGGAGCCCAUCCCCCUCCCCAAGACACCCAACCCCACCCUGGGGCGACAGCGCAGCAUCACCCGCAGAGAGACCAGUGAGGAUGCAGAGAGCCUGGGUGAUGCCAGCAGUCAGCCCGACACCGUCUCCAUCGCCUCCCGAACGUCGCAAAACACUGCCGACAGCGACAAGCUGUCAGGAGGCUGUGAGUUAGUGGUGGUGCUGUUGGAUUUCUCCUCCGGGGGACCAGGAGAGCUCAGCGUUCGCUGUGGUCAGACCGUGGAGCUGGUGGAGCGUUCGGCCGACAGACCCGGGUGGUGUCUGGUCAGGACGACAGAUCAAACACCCCAGCAGGAGGGUUUGCUGCCGAUGAGCGCCCUCUGUCUGUCACACUCCCACAGUGCAGCCGACAUGGAGGGGCUCAUCCCGGCUUCCACCACCUCCUCCAGCACCUCCUCUACCUGCACCACCACUUCUUCCUCCUGCAACUCCUCUACCACCACCACCGCCUCCUCCGGCACCUCCAGCUCCUCCUCUACCGUGAGCGCCGGGAAGGAAUCCAGUCUCUACAGCUCUGAAGGUUCGGGGCUUCACACGCAAACGACCAGUGCCACUUCCCCCACAGUGUAUGGACUGGGCGCGCCUCCAGGGGGCGCCGUCGGCUCUCCGGGGCCAAAACGCAGCGGCUCUGGAACCGGGAACACCCUGAAGCGUUGGUUGACCAGUCCUGUUCGGAGGCUGAGUCAAGGUAAAGCUGACGGACAGAAGAAACCGCCAAUCAGAACCAGGAGGCGGGACAACAGGCAGGAGCUGACCACGCCCCUCACCGGCAGUGCUCAGACGAAAGCAAGGAAGGAGGAGGCGGGGCAGAGUGGAGGGGAGGAGGAGCCAGAGGAGGAAAGCCACACCCCUCUACCACCUCCCAUGCAGAUCAUCAAAGACCCCAACAACCCCGAGGCUCUGGAUUCAGAUCAGGGCUCCAACGAAUCAGACACUGAACAGAGAAACAAAGCCCUGAGAGGACGCAUGUUUGUGGUUAACGAGAUGGUCCAAUCAGAGAAGGACUACGUGAAGGACCUGGGCGUGAUCGUAGAGGGCUUCAUGUCCAGGCUGGAGGUCCGAGGGAUUCCCGAGGACAUGAGAGGAAAAGACAAGAUCGUGUUCGGCAACAUCCAGCAGAUCUACGACUGGCACCGCGAUUUCUUCCUGGUGGAGUUGGAGCGUUGUGUUCAGAAUCAUGACCUGCUGGCUGACCUCUUCAUCAGACAUGAGCGUCGUCUCCACAUGUACGUAGUUUACUGUCAGAACAAGCCGAGGUCAGAGUUCAUCGUCAUCGAGUACGAGAACUUCUUCGAGGAAAUCCAGCAUGAGAUCAGCUGCAGGAUGUCGAUCAGCGAUUAUCUGAUCAAACCCAUCCAGAGAAUCACCAAGUACCAGCUGCUCCUCAAGGAUUUUCUCAAGUAUACCUCCAAAGCAGGACUGGACUGUGAGGAGAUCGAGAAAGCGGUGGAGCUGAUGUCAUUGGUUCCAAAGCGCUGCAACGACAUGAUGAACCUGGGACGCCUGCAGGGAUACGAGGGGAAGUUGACGUCUCAGGGGAAGCUGCUGCAGCAGGAGACCUUCUGUGUUUGGGAGCAGGACGGAGGAGUUUUGUCUCGCAGUAAAGAGCGCAGAGUGUUCCUGUUCGAGCAGAUCAUCAUCUUCAGCGAACUGCUGCGCAAAGGCUCCAACAACCCGGGAUACCAGUUCAAGAACAGCAUCAAGGUGAGUUACCUGGCGAUGCAGGACAGUGUGGAAGGUGAUCCCUGUAAAUUCGUGUUGUGGUCUCGCGGCUCGGCGGAGCGCUUCACGUUGCAGGCAUCCUCCGCCAGCAUCAAGAUGACCUGGGUGGAGACCAUCGCUGCCCUGCUGGACGCCCAGAACAACUUCCUGUCUGCUCUCCAGUCUCCCAUAGAGUACCAGAGGAAGGAGGGCGGGAUCUCUGUGACCCGCCCGCUGUCGUCAGGGCGACCGCCGUCGGCCCCGCCCACGCCCAACGGCCACGCCCCUCAGCCUCCGCCUGACAGCGAGCAGGACGACCAGGAGCUGGUUCUGGUGCUGCAGGACUUCGUGGCGGUGCGGGAGGACGAGAUCUCUGUGUUUCGUGGGGAGAAGGUUCAGAUUCUGGCCUCCAACCAGCAGGGUCAGAGUCUGGUUUACCGGCCGGCCAACAGCGACUCGCCGGCCGCCGAGGGCUGGGUGCCACGCAGCGUGCUCAACACACACUGACACACGUAAACAGUGAAAAUACAAAUACACACAAACACUCACACUGAUAGCAGGGUUAGAGUCCGGUUUACUACUAGUAUAUACAUAUACACAUUGACGUGCACUUAAAAUACUGCAAGCCAACGGGGCCAAAGGCAUGUGUGGAAACUCUUUCAUGAUGGUAAUGUUUGCCCUGUAAGAGGUGGAGCCUAAAGAUGGGGACGUCAACUCGUCCAACACGUUGGUCCUGACCAAAGUAUCUCAACAACUACUACAUGUUACCAUACUGAUCACGUUCCUGCUCCCCAGAGGAUCUCUCCUGUAGCACCACCAUCUUUCAUUGGACCAUGGCGAUCUUGAAAACUAGCAGCUGGAUUUCCGUGAAAGUUUACAAGUAUAACUGCAAAUAGUAAAAUAGGGGUCACCGCUUUUGUUUUUACUGGUUUUAUUUUUCUCCACUGAUGAUUCAAGUCCUCAUAGUCAACCUGGGGGUCAGGAACAGUCUCACACAUAGUUCAGAAGUUACGAUUCUCGCCAUCGAUUAAUUUACGUGUCAUUGUCUCUAUCGCACGUUCUAUAAAACGUCACAAAAUGCUCAAAGUGCCUGUCACGUUUUCAUAACGCCCCGGAAAAAUCGGCAGUUACAACUAGGCAAUGGUUGGCAUCUGUGCUCCCAAAAAUAAGUAAACGAUGUUGAUCAACUCAUCUACUCAUCUUUCAUCUAACCAGAGGGUAGAAUUAUGUAAUUUGAUUGUUUACUUAUCGACCAAAACAGGCAACUUAACAUAGUCCAUAAAGCUUCGGCAAAACUUGCUGGCACGAUACCUACACAGAAAUGGAGUUUUAAACUUGUUUGGUUUGUCCACACGACACUGUGAGAACUGUGCUCUCCUUCUGCUCCAACAGGCAGGGAUGGUACAUGACGACACAGUGAUUUUACGCACGAUGUACCGAUCAAGUGUCCAUCGUCCUGCUAGCAUCCCCUAGAGGCUGCACUGUACAUUACGGCCACGAAACGAAACAGUUGGUCAGAACAAACAACAUCCUGAUGAUUUAUCUACAGUAUUUUCAGAACCUUACUAGUAGUGGAGCUGAAGAUUUGAAGUUUGUCCUCUGAUGGUGGUGCUAGAGCAGUGGUUUACUAACAUUUUUGGCAGGUGACCCGUUAAACUGAGGCAAUAUGUAUUAUAUUAUAUACAUUAUAGUGAAAAAUGCCCAUCACAAUUUCCUAAACCCCAAGGUGUCUUAGAAUAGGUUAUUUUGACUGAUCAGCAGCGUAAGACCAAAAGAUAUUCUAUAUGCAAUGAUAGAAAGGAGAGAAAAGUAACAUCUGAGAAGCUGAACCCACAACGUUCAGACGUUUCACUGCUUUUGAUUAAAUUCUAAUGGAUAAAUUGUUAAUUCUCAUUCGUUAAAACUUCAAUCUGCCGAUUAUUUUCUGGAUUCUUUCAUUAAUCUUUUCAUUAAUGUACAUUAUAAACAUAUAGAAAAUGCCUGUCAGAAUUUCCAAAGAACCAACGCGGAUUUCUUCAAAUAGCUUGUUCUACCUGAUUAACAGUCAGAAAUAAUCAAUUUACCACGAGUAAGAAAAACAGCAAAUCUUAUACAUGAAUCAACUAAUUAUGUAACCUCGACAGGAUUUAGCAGUUUUACUGUUUUCUUUCUUACCUCAGUUUGUUUCAUUACAGGUAAAAACUAUCCAGCAUUUUAUAAAACAAAGCAAAGAUUUGAAACAAAUCUGAAAAUAGUAACACAACUUUCUGGAGCAGAAGAAGUUCAACUACCCUGUGACCCUCCAGACUGAUCUUGCGAUGCCUUGGUGGGGCCCAAACCCGCAUGUUGGGAACUAAGCAAACAGACGUCACCACCUUCAGGCUCCACUUUCAUUACUGACUGUGAAAUCGCCUUUCCUGAAACACGUUGGGCCCUGAUCACUCGCCAGUGUUAAAAGAUAAAUUAAAAAAUACACACACACACACACACACUCCCAGCAGCAGGUACUGUUAGUCUCCUCCCUCCCUCCUGGUGCUUCAAGAUUCAGCCAAACUGCACCUGCUCUCACCUCUACCCUUACCUCGUCCGAUCAGAUGCCGCCAUCAGGUUGGCCUCCAUGUUACUGCCCCAAGCAAACAAUCACACCCUGACGACAUCACACACUGUUUCCUCUGGGUCAGUGGGAGGGAGGUGACAUGAUCACAUCAUCAUCAUCAACAACAACAACAGACUGGGACUCCAGGAAGCUGCCGUUGCCAAGCAACAAGAGACAAUUUUAAAAAAUAAAAGCCUCCUGGAAGAGAAGAGGUGAAAAGACCCGUCAGCCAAUCAGAACUGAGCUCCUUCUGCGUGUCAUCCUGUGAAUAGUGUGUAUAAACAGACUGAGGACACACACACACACUCCCCACACACCACUGCUACGAUGAAGAUGACUAAGAUGACGAUUACUAUGAUGAUUAUGAUAAUUAAGAAUAAUAGGAUGUUUUUCACCUCAAUAGAGAAAAAAAAUGAGAGAAACUGUUUGUCAUAUAAAUGUUUGUGUGUGUGAGAGAGAGAGAGAGAGAGCGUCCUUGUACUUUCAUCUUUGUGAGGACCGGUUAGAGUUUUAGACCUUGGGAGUGGGGACAUUUUGUCUGGUCCUCACACCUUCAAAGGGCUGCCUGAGGGUUCAGACCUGGUUUAGGGUUCAGGUUAGAAUCAGGUUUACGUUCGGGUUAGGGUGAGAGUUGGGGUUGGGGAUGGGCACUUAGUUGUGACGGUUAAGGUUUGGGUGGGGGGGCUAGAGAAUAUAUUAUGUCAAUGAGUGUUGUCACAAAGAUAGAAGUA